This is a messenger RNA of Meriones unguiculatus (Mongolian gerbil), 992 nucleotides long. It is a transcript of the gene Nol3, whose product is annotated as nucleolar protein 3. Gene Ontology annotation, cellular component: mitochondrion. Gene Ontology annotation, molecular function: cysteine-type endopeptidase inhibitor activity involved in apoptotic process; death effector domain binding; caspase binding. The record is from RefSeq and is a predicted model, not a curated record. Gene Ontology annotation, biological process: negative regulation of intrinsic apoptotic signaling pathway; negative regulation of release of cytochrome c from mitochondria; negative regulation of extrinsic apoptotic signaling pathway. Bases 181 to 843 code for a protein of 220 amino acids. The transcript is spliced from 4 exons. NCBI's taxonomy places the organism in Eukaryota, Metazoa, Chordata, Mammalia, Rodentia, Muridae.
GCCCCGCCCCUGUUGCAGCUGCUGUUCUCCACCCUGCUCGCUCUGCCCUUUCUGCACUGUCAUCUGCCCGGAGUGGACGCUCCGGACUACAAGCCCGGCUCCACCCAGCAGGGAGGGAAAAGAAACAGAUUGGGCAGAAUCCCGUGCCUCACCACCAGCAUCGGAGCUCGAAGCCCAAACAUGGGCAACACGCAGGAGCGGCCAUCGGAGACUAUUGACCGGGAACGGAAACGGCUGGUGGAGACUUUGCAGGCUGACUCUGGGCUGCUGCUGGACGCGCUGCUGGCUCGGGGCGUCCUCACGGGGCCCGAGUAUGAAGCCUUGGAUGCGCUGCCUGAUGCAGAGCGCAGAGUGCGCCGCCUGCUGUUGCUGGUGCAGAGCAAGGGCGAGGCAGCCUGCCAGGAGCUACUGCGCUGUGCCCAGCAUACUGUACGCAUGCCAGACCCCGCCUGGGAUUGGCAGCACGUGGGGCCUGGCUACCGGGACCGCUGUUAUGACCCUCCAUGCCCGGGCCACUGGACGCCUGAGGCACCAAGUUCAGGGACCACAUGUCCUGGGCUGCCCAGAGCUUCAGAGCAAGAGGAGGUCGGAGGUCCCGAGGGCUCUGAGGCAGUGCAAUCUGGAACUCCGGAGGAGCCAGAAAUAGAAGCCGAAGCCUCUGAAGGAGAUGGCCCAGACCUGGAGCAACAAAUGGAUCCAGAGUCAGAGGCUGCGGUAGAACCAGAGCCUGAGCCAGCGCCGGAGCCUGAGCCUGAGGAACCAGAGCCUGAGCAGGAGCCGGAGCCAGAGCCAGAGCCGGAGCCAGAGCCCGACUUCCAAGAGGAUGAAUCUGAAGAUUCCUGAAGGCCUGAAUCCUGACCUGUCCAAAUCCUACUCAAGCUGGAUAAGACCUGGGAACCUGCCAGAACUUGACCCAAUGCGCCAAGACUCCGCUUACUGCAAAAUGAAUAAACCUGGGAGGGUUAGGCUGGCCCUGGCUCUCCAUAACUCUG